AUUUUCUUUAUGUACAUUCGUUAUUUCGUAUAGAUUUUGUUUACAUUAAUUUUAACUAUUUAUUUAUUCUAAUUAAAAAUCAAUAAGUCUUCUUAAACGGAACUGUUUUAUAUUACAAAAAAAAAAAUUACAGAAGAAGAUCUGAUGAGCGAGGAAGGUCGUAGCGCCGCGUUCAGCGUUAGUCUCGAGCAGGCUGACUCGUGGCAGCGGCGGAAAGCACUCGUUGAUCUGUUGCACUGCUGGCCACCCACACUCAACAGUGAGGGACGAAGUCUACACAGCGUAUAUCUACAUCGACUCCUGACCGGCGCCGGCGACGCCAAAGAAAGUCUCGUCCUUUGCAAAUUGCUACUGAGACACCCAGUGUUGACGCAAGAGGAAGUGAAAUGGUUAGUGGACACCGCACCCAGUGAAUCUGCUAUUAACACUCUUUGGGUCGUGUUGCUCAGUCGAUGUGAAGGCUGCUUAGAACAGAAUGUUAUCACUGUAUUACAACGAGAUAAGGAUAUUAUACAAAAACAGGAGAUUGAAGGGGACUUAGUCAAAGAAAUGCUGAGCAGUGGACUAUUUUUGAAAUUGAUAUCAUAUCCUAUUUAUUCGUCAAUAAUCAAUUAUAUUAUUAGCAAGGAAUCUCCCGAAUUUGAAGCUUCUGAAGAUGAAAAUGCGUAUACAGUAAAAUGGGCAACAAAUGAAUUGGUAAAGGCUAAUUUCUUAGCGGAGGCAGGUCAUUUGCAGCUAUUAGCAAUGGGAGUACAGUCGCCUCUGCGCGGCUUCAGUCAGUCGGUGCAAUUUUGCAAAAACAUAUUUAAACGGAAGUAGUUUAAUAAAUAUAAAUUAUUGCUUAUUUUAAGUUAUUAAAUGAUUGU
Diatraea saccharalis (sugarcane borer) is the source of this 866-nucleotide messenger RNA. Lineage: Eukaryota; Metazoa; Arthropoda; Insecta; Lepidoptera; Crambidae. The record is from the annotation of a GenBank genome assembly.